Actinia tenebrosa (Australian red waratah sea anemone) is the source of this 2045-nucleotide messenger RNA. RefSeq names its product adenylate kinase 8. Lineage: Eukaryota; Metazoa; Cnidaria; Anthozoa; Actiniaria; Actiniidae. The record is from RefSeq and is a predicted model, not a curated record. Gene Ontology annotation, biological process: nucleobase-containing compound metabolic process. Gene Ontology annotation, molecular function: AMP kinase activity; ATP binding.
UUUAUCGUAGCAACUGAAUUYUCUUUGCAAGAAAAGAUGGAUGCCACUAAAAAACCUCUUCUUAUUCCUCCAGAGUUUGCAAAUUAUGCUCAAAAACAUGGURUCUUUCAACUUUAUGAAAGAGUACUGUCAAGACUGGUAGUAGAGCAACCAGCAGACCCACUGUCAUCUAUAAUAGAUAUGCUACAACAAGAAGAAAAUGUUCCUCAGAUCAUCAUACAUGGGCYGCCAGCAGCUGGGAAAAGAACUAUGGCUGCUAUGGCAAGUAGUCAUCUUGGUUGUGUACAUAUUACUCUUGAAAACUUGGUGGAAGAGUCAGACUCCAAGUCAGGAACAAAGGCUUCUGAAUACAUGAAAGCAAAAGAGGAAGUGCCUACACAUAUUUGGAUCAAUUUGCUGAAGGAAAGAAUGGAGAGAAGAGAUUGCAUAUCUAGGGGAUGGCUACUUGAGGAUUUUCCUAAAACAAGAGAACAGGCAUUAGCAAUGCAAGUUGAAGGAAUUAUUCCCAAGUACUUUGUCCUCCUCGAAUGUCCAGAUACGGUGCUGAUUGAAAGAGUGAUGGGGAAAAGGAUUGAUCCAGAAACUAAUGAUGUUUAUCACACAACAUUUGAUCCUCCAAGUGACCCUGACAUUGUCAGACGUCUUGUUCCUGAUUCUAAGUCCUCAGAUAAAGUCAUGAUGCAGAGGUUGAUGGAAUAUCACAGACACAUUGAUGGCGUUCUAAGUUGUUACAAGAAAGUCUACAAAGCUGUGAAUGCUGACCAGCCAAAGGCAGAUGUAUUUUCACAAGUGGUUGCUUACCUCAAGACUAACAAUMGGUCCAAUGCUCCACAUACUCCAYGUAUCAUCUUGCUUGGGCCUACUGGGUGUGGCAAAAGUGUUCAAGCCGAAUURCUGGCAAGCAAAUAUGACCUUGUCAAUGUAUCUUGUACAGAGUUGAUCAAGCAGUGCCUUGUUGAUGACUCCAAGAUGGGUGACAUGAUUAAACCAUAUCUCGAUAGAAAAAUGCUAGUUCCAGAUGACAUGGUCAUCCAGUUACUCAAGAAUCAACUAAGCAAGCUUGAUGCUGUCACCAAAGGCUGGGUUCUUCAUGGCUUUCCCAAGACAAGAGAACAGGCCGAGGCUCUGACACGGGCAGGAUUUGAACCAAACAGGGUGAUUUUUAUGGAUGUACCUAAUGACACAAUACUUGAAAGAGUCACGUUACGAAGUGUUGACCCUGUCACGGGYGACCGGUACCACUUAAUUUAUAACCCUCCUAGAUCGGAGGAAGUCAGAAUGAGGUUACAGAGGCGUGUAAAAGAUGAAGAAGACUCAGUCAAUGCAAGAGUUGCACAAUACCAGGCAUACAUAGAUGAAAUAUCAGAGUUCUAUGAAGACAUUGGCCAACAUAUCAAUGCUGAUCAGGAUAUCCACACUGUGUUGGAAUGUAUAGAGAGUAUUAUUGUCAAUCCUUUGCCAAGAAAAGACGAAACAUAAGCCAUCCUCAUAACACUUUUUUGGACCUUGUAUAAAUUUGAUUGACAUUUCCUUUGCAUAAAGCCAAGCAGCCAAUAAUUGUUUAACAAUUGGAUUUUGGAUUUUGAGGAGUUACAUUACAAUUCUCAUUAUGUUUGUCACUGUGUGGUGGCUCUCUGGGAGAUUGGAAAGGAGGGAAAAGGGGAGGAAAAAGGGGAGGAAAAAGGGGAGGAAAAAGAGGAGGAAAAAGGGAAGGAAAAAGGGGUGGAGAGAAAGGAGAGAUCUUCUUUCUUCCCCUUUUUUCUUUCCUCCCCCCUCCCCCCUCCCCCUCUUCUUUUUCCUCCUUCCCAAUCCCCCAGAGAGCCGCCAUGCAAGCUAGUCUUCCUGUGGUUAAACAGCUACAAAAGCAGGAGAACCAGGAGCUAGGAUACCAUAAGUCUGUGGUCCCAUCUAACCUUAUACCAUCCAAGACAUUUCUAAAUGAGAGACUUUUAAGUUGAAUGUUAUAAAAGUUUUAAUUGUAAAUACUUCAAGCUCAUAUUAUUUGUUACAUUGUUUAGUGUACAAUAAAAGGUUGUUACCAAGGA